GCCCCUCUGCGGCAGGCGGCGGCGGCGGCGGGUACCCAGCACCGGGAGCGGGAGACGCGGGCUGUGGCGCGGAGGGUGCGGACAUGUGCAGGAUGUCCUUCAAGAAGGAAACUCCGCUUGCCAAUGCUGCGUUCUGGGCAGCCAGGAGGGGAAACCUGGCCCUGCUGAAGCUACUGUUAAACAGCGGUCGUGUGGACGUGGACUGCAGAGACAGUCACGGCACCACACUACUCAUGGUUGCCUCCUAUGCAGGCCAUAUAGACUGUGUGAGGGAGCUGGUUCUGCAGGGAGCAGAUAUCAACCUCCAGCGAGAGUCAGGUACAACUGCCCUGUUCUUUGCUGCCCAGCAAGGCCACAAUGACGUCGUGAGAUUCCUCUUCGGAUUUGGAGCAUCCACUGAGUGCCGGACCAAAGAUGGUGGCACUGCCCUGUUAGCGGCCAGUCAGUAUGGGCACAUGCCAGUGGUGGAGACCUUGCUGAAGCAUGGAGCCAACAUCCACGACCAACUUUAUGACGGAGCCACUGCCCUCUUCCUAGCUGCCCAAGGUGGUUACUUAGAUGUCAUUCGACUACUGCUGUCUUCAGGAGCCAAAGUCAACCAGCCAAGGCAGGAUGGAACCGCGCCGCUGUGGAUCGCAUCCCAGAUGGGCCACAGUGAGGUAGUGCGAGUGAUGCUUUUACGGGGAGCUGACCGUGACUCUGCACGCAAUGAUGGUACUACAGCAUUGCUGAAAGCGGCCAACAAAGGGUAUAAUGACGUCAUAGAGGAGUUGCUCAAAUUCUCACCUACUCUUGGUAUUUUGAAGAAUGGGACUUCGGCUCUCCAUGCAGCAGUGCUCAGCGGGAAUAUUAAAACAGUCGCACUGCUCCUGGAAGCAGGUGCAGAUCCAGCUUUGAGAAACAAGGCCAAUGAGCUUCCAGCACAACUAACCACAAAUGAACGCAUACUGAACCUCUUAGGAAGGAAAGAAGAGCCUCGAAAGAACGAACCGUGUUCCGUCUUAGACAGAUAA
Acomys russatus (golden spiny mouse) is the source of this 1013-nucleotide messenger RNA. It is a transcript of the gene Ankrd29, whose product is annotated as ankyrin repeat domain 29. The transcript is spliced from 10 exons. Bases 84 to 1013 code for a protein of 309 amino acids. The record is from RefSeq and is a predicted model, not a curated record. Gene Ontology annotation, molecular function: protein binding. NCBI's taxonomy places the organism in Eukaryota, Metazoa, Chordata, Mammalia, Rodentia, Muridae.